UCAAAUGUCACGUCACUCCUGCUUCUUCUCAAACCAGUUUCAUGCUGGGGACCAGGCACCUGCCCUCAACUGGACUUUACCUCUUCUGGACUUUUGCUAAACCUUAUCCCGUUUCGGUUAUUUCACCUGGAGGGCAGUGCAACUGGAGAUCUGUUUGACGUUUUAUCGUUUUUGAAGAGGAAAAAAGCCCGAUUUGAACGCACAAUCUAAAGUAGCAUAUGUUUGGAAGGAUUAUAUUGCACACCUUGCACGAUGACUGCGAUGGGAAUUUGGUGCGUUUUAUGGCUCCCGACAUUCGCUCUCACUUCAGCCGCUCCGAAAUCACACCAGCGACUUCUGGAGAAGACGACUGAACAGAACGACACUUUGCAAGUUGAAAGAGACAACCAAGAAAAUAUAUUAAGUCAGCUGCUGGGUGAUUAUGACAAAGUGAAAGCGCUUGCGGAAGGCUCUGACUGUGGCUGUAAAUGUGUUGUCAGACCUCUGAGCGCGAGCGCGUGCCAGCGGAUCCGGGACGGUCACGCGACGCCUCAGGAUUUCUAUACGGUGGAGACCAUCACAUCAGGACCCCACUGCAAAUGUGCAUGCAUUGCACCUCCGUCGGCUUUAAACCCCUGUGAGGGUGACUUCCGGUUGAAGAAGCUGCAACAGGCUGGGAAAGAUAAUAUUAAGCUGUCAACUAUACUGGAAUUGCUGGAGGGUUCCUUCUAUGGCAUGGAUGUAUUGAAAUUACAUUCAGUCACCACAAAGCUUCUUGAUCGCAUGGACACUGUAGAAAGAAUGGUCUUAAACAACCAGACCGAGGAGAAGUCGAACACAAGGAGUACCUCUCCAAAUCCACAGCUGCUCACAUCUUCACCUGCAACUCUGCCUCCACAACUGCAGGAGAAGAGGACGAGUCUGAGGGAGCAGAAUGACCAGGCAGCUGCUUUUCAGCACAUCGAGAGUAAAUAUGAGGAAAAGUUUGUGGGAGAUCUUCUGAAGAGCAGCGGAUCAGACCUAAACAAGGCCGUCGCAGCUUUGCAAGAACAAGAGCGCCAAGGAAGGGAGAAGCAACCAAAAAUAAUUGUUAGGGGGAUCACAUACUAUAAAUCUGACCCAGUGGAUGAGACAGACACAGAGGAGAACUUAGAUGAUAAUCACAGUGGUGACAGCCCAAUUGAUCUCUUUGCUGACGAGCAGCUCCUUCAUCACAAAGCUCGCCACUUCAGGCCACUCAUCAAAGCGUGGUCUCUCCGACCAAAAUCCAAGAGUGAAGUUUCAAAAGGAGGAGAUGCACGAAAUGGUCUUCAAACUCAAUUUACUGGACUGUUGGACUCUGCCUUGCCGAUUAAAACGCCUACUGAACCAGUAUCUGUUCGAACUCAAACCAGUCGUUUCACCACAGACAGCUCUACAGGAGAUGAAAGAACCACAGCGACACCUGCUGUGAUGGAUAAUUUGAAGGUCACCAUCCCCAAGGAACAUAAUAGCCCUCAAACCAUCGUCAAAAAAAUAAGCAAUGCUCAAAACAUGUUGGUCAGGUCAUCCAAUCUGGGCCACAUAAAAACAAAUGAGUCGGCCACAGCAGCUGCUGCUAAAGUGGUGGCUGCACAGCCAACCCUAACAGAGAUUACCACCAACGGGACUGUUGAAAAGGAAACAUCUGUAUCUUCUGUGACUGAAGGUGGAAUUGUUAACAAGAAAAAUCUGAAAGAAAAUGCUUCUCACACUGGUAAACCUUUGUUUUCAAUGGACAGCUUAACUCAAAGCACAUUUAGGAGAAUAACACCAUUACCAACUCCUCAUUUGGACACUUUAACAGUCACAGAAAGCUCACUGGGAUCAACUGCUCACACAAGAGCUGCUACCACCAUUGUGACGUCACCUCAUGUCACUGAAAGCAAGGCAGACUCAGUUACCUACUUACCCAAGAUGACUCCUAAACAGACAUUAACCUCAGUGCCAUCUUUGAUGACCACUACAAAAACUACCACAACAACAACUACAACCACAAGCAAACCUGGCAAACGCAAAUAUAGCAAAACUAUGGUGGAAGAGAGUGUGGGUGAGGAACCUCAAAGGAAGCCAGGAAUGUGUAAAGACACCUUGGCCACAAUCUCAGAGCCCGUCACACACAAUACAUACGGUCGUAACGAGGGCGCUUGGAUGAAGGAUCCACUGGCUCAAUAUGACAAGAUCUAUGUCACAAACUAUUAUUACGGCAACAACCUACUGGAAUUCCGCAACAUGGAUGUCUUCAAACAAGGCCGCUUCACUAAUUCCUACAAGCUGCCUUAUAACUGGAUCGGCACUGGCCACGUGGUCUACAACGGCGCUUUCUACUACAACCGCGCAUUCUCUCGAGACAUUAUUAAGUAUGACCUGCGGUUGCGUUACGUGGCUGCCUGGACCAUGCUCUAUGAUGCAGUGUUUGAUAAUGACGACGUGUCUGCGUGGAGAUGGAGAGGAAACUCGGACAUGGAUCUGGCCGUCGACGAAAGCGGGCUUUGGGUGAUCUACCCAGCGCUGGACGACGAGGGCUUCUUGCAGGAAAUGAUCGUCUUGAGCCGCCUGAACCCCAAUGAUUUAAGCAUGAAGCGUGAAACCACAUGGAGGACCGGGCUCCGACGCAAUCAUUACGGUAAUUGCUUCAUCGUAUGUGGCGUUCUUUACGCGACGGAUAGCUACAAUCAGCACGACAUCAAUUUGUCCUAUGCCUUUGACACCCACACCAACACUCAGGUGAUCCCUCACCUGCCUUUCAGCAACAACUAUACUUACAUCACUCAGAUCGAUUACAAUCCCAAAGAGAGGGUGGUGUACGCCUGGGAUAACGGACAUCAGGUCACUUAUAAUAUUCAGUUUGCAUAUGUAGACCCACUGUAGACCCUAACGGCAGAGCAAGUACAUCCUUUGCACAAAAUAGAAGAAACCAUAAAUGUGUUCAAGUGGAUUGUGGAUCAGUUCACUCAGCUUUUCUUAACUUCAUGUAGUUUAAUGUACUUAUUAAUAUGCUGUUAUGUUUUCAUAGUGUAAAAAUGGACCUAUAUCGUUGCAUUUAUGGUGAAAACAAAGCAAAGCAAUUUUCUUAACUGAAUUUCUUAACACCCCAACACUGCAGCUAGCCUAUAUGAGCUUUGCAGUUUGCAUUAUUGGCCAUGUCUUUAGAUAUUGUUGCUUGCUUAUGCACUAUGGAAACGAACCUCUUUGUGUGUAUAGCUAUACCUCUCGUAAGGCUGGCAGAAUUAUAGUUGAGGUGUUGUAUUCUUAAAUCCAUUAGAAUACAUUGUAUAUACUGUAAUAUAAAAGCUAAAACAUGAGAUUGAUGAAUGUAAAAAAUACAAUUUGUAUUUUCAUAAACAUCUUUUUUAACAACUAUCACUUGCGUAUAAAAAAAAUAAAGUUUGAAAUUGUAUAAUUUCAGUAAAACAAGAGUAGACAAGUGUUUUGGGCACAUUUUCAUUGUGUUGUUUUUCAUCAGCACAUUUUAUACAUUAUUUCAGUAUCGUUUUGUGCAUAUUUUUUGCAAUUUCAUUUGAGACUCUUUUAGCACUUAUGAAAUUCAAAUCUGUCAGACUCAGAAAAUGGCUGCAAUAAAAUGAGUUGAAAUAAGACAUAUGGCACUGGUUUUCCUUUCGUAGUGGAUGUCAAGUGAGAGCGUGUUCUCAGCACAGGCCUUCUCAUUGGUCACUUACUGUAGAUGAGAGCAAAGUGUUACACUGUAAACCCCUUGAUCCACAGAGCUAAAUCUGGACAAACAAAACACAUCUACUAUAGUUUAACCCGAAAACAUUGUUUACCCCAGCCUUUGAAAUUACCUAUAAUCAGCACUUUACAGCACCUCAGACCCCACAUUUACACAAACCUUCAAUUUCAGAGAGCAAAUUCAGACUGACACAAGACUCUUGUCUGCGUCCUAAAAACAAAAGAUGCACACAAAUCACCCACAACCCUGAGUCCAGUGUUUAUUUCUUUGCGUUGUUACAAAACAUCGCUGUCACUGUGAGAACAAACAAAAAAAAAUCUUUCCAAAAAUGCAGAUAUUAAAUAUAUUAAAAAUAAAAAUGUUGAA
This is a messenger RNA of Sinocyclocheilus rhinocerous, 4054 nucleotides long. Its product is annotated as olfactomedin-like protein 2B. NCBI's taxonomy places the organism in Eukaryota, Metazoa, Chordata, Actinopteri, Cypriniformes, Cyprinidae. Gene Ontology annotation, biological process: signal transduction. The record is from RefSeq and is a predicted model, not a curated record.